Cercospora beticola is the source of this 598-nucleotide messenger RNA. NCBI's taxonomy places the organism in Eukaryota, Fungi, Ascomycota, Dothideomycetes, Mycosphaerellales, Mycosphaerellaceae. The record is from RefSeq and is a predicted model, not a curated record.
CCGGCCGUCUGGUCGGUCAGGCAGACAACACUUCUUGGAAAGCGUGCCUUCAACAUACCGUCUAUACCGACCAAUUGGCACAUCAGUAUACCCAUCAACUAGCAUUAAGCCAGAAGCUUCAAGCACAAGACAUCCAAGCAGUACCGACAACCUCCAAGCCCAGUCGAAGCCCAUCUCCCAAACCCUCGCCACCCAGCAUCGCGGAGUCCCCAUCCCAAACCACAGAACGAAAGCGACAUCGAACCAUGGGUCUAGAACGCUACAUAACCCGCCGCAACACAGCGUUCAUAUCCCUCACGGCAGUAGCAGCCUCAUAUUUCGCCGUCCGAUACCGCAAAGAUCAGAACUUGAAAAGGAACAAAGAUACGUUCCAUGUGAGAACGGAGAGAUCAGGUGGUGGUGUAUAAUUCAGCUCCAGGAGGAAGCAUGAGAGUUCCAUGGCUCUGUGUGAUGGGAGACGAAGUCGUGGCUAGAGCGGAAUCUCAUCGCACGAUGAACAUAUUUGGACGACGAUGACUUCAUUGGAAAGCAUUCGGAAGGAAAUGAAAUGGUGUACAGUAUCACAUCAAGGUAUCAGCACAACAAGUAAUCUUCAUGC